AUGGCCGCCUCCACCAUGUCCGUCUGCUCCAGCAACCUCAGCUAUGGCAGCAACAUCUGCAUGCCCGCUUCUCACGACUCCUGGCAGGUGGACGACUGCCCAGAGAGCUGCUGCGAGCCGCCCUGCUGUGCCCCCAGCUGCUGCGCCCCGUCCUCCUGUGUGACCCUCUGCUGCAGGCCCGUGUGCUGCAAGCCUGUCUGCUGUGUGCCCGUGUGCUCCUCCUCCUCCUGCUGCCAGCAGUCUAGCUGCCAGCCCUCGUGCUGUGGCUCCUCCCCCUGCCAGGAGUCCUCCUGUGUGACCCUCUGCUGCAGGCCCGUGAGUUGCAAGCCUGUCUGCUGUGUGCCUGUGUGCUCUGAGAGCUCCUCCUGCUGCCAGCAGUCUAGCUGCCAGCCCUCGUGCUGUGGCUCCUCCCCCUGCCAGGAGUCCUCCUGUGUGACCCUCUGCUGCAGGCCCGUGAGUUGCAAGCCUGUCUGCUGUGUGCCUGUGUGCUCUGAGAGCUCCUCCUGCUGCCAGCAGUCUAGCUGCCAGCCCUUCUGCUGCCCCUCGUCCUGCUGCAGACCCUCCUCCAGCGUGUCCCUGCUCUGCCGCCCCGUGUGCAGACCCGCCUGCAGUGUGCCCGCCUCCUCCUGCUGUGCCCCCGCCUCGUGCUGCCAGCCCAGCUGCUGCCGCCCGGCCUCCAGCGUGUCCCUGCUCUGCCGGCCUGCCUGCCCCCGCCCGGCCUGCUGUGGCCUCUCCUCGGGCCAGUCCUGCUGCUGA
This is a messenger RNA of Ochotona princeps (American pika), 756 nucleotides long. Its product is annotated as keratin-associated protein 10-9-like. The transcript is spliced from 2 exons. Gene Ontology annotation, cellular component: keratin filament. Lineage: Eukaryota; Metazoa; Chordata; Mammalia; Lagomorpha; Ochotonidae. The record is from RefSeq and is a predicted model, not a curated record. Bases 1 to 756 code for a protein of 251 amino acids.